Messenger RNA from Daldinia loculata, 885 nucleotides. RefSeq lists its product as uncharacterized. The transcript has 3 exons. Bases 153 to 638 code for a protein of 161 amino acids. The record is from RefSeq and is a predicted model, not a curated record. NCBI's taxonomy places the organism in Eukaryota, Fungi, Ascomycota, Sordariomycetes, Xylariales, Hypoxylaceae.
UUGUCUCUUUUUUUUUUCUCCGACUAUCCCCAUCUCCUUUUACAUCAGCUUCCGCCGAAGAACAAAAACAACAAAUAGUUCGAGAAAGUCCGCAUUCGCCGAGCCCGGUCUGUGGGAGGGCGCUUUUAAUUAAGGGAAGCCAAUUGGAUUAAAUGGGUCAUGCACUGUCGAUGCUGAGGAUAUCGGAGACGAAAGUCCAAGGCAGCUCCGGGUAUGCUUGCUUAAGCUUUGAGAUCAAAGUAGCAAGCAGGGCCAACAAAGGGCCAACCAAGCCGUGCUUUUUGCGCCUUUGUAUUAGCACAUUCAAUACAGGGACAAUCUUUCAAUCUCGUGUGCUAACAUUUGUUGCCGGUUUCUACAGGGCCUACUCACAAACCCUCGAGCCCUCAAUUUCCUGCCGGCAAUGCCAAAGCCCGGACUUUGAGUCUUCGCCGCCUUCGUGUCCUGGGCUGGAAUAUCUUGACAUACCAGCUACAGGUGAUAUGAGGUUAGUUUUAUGUUUCCCUUGCCUACUAAGAAACGAAAAAGAAAAAAAAGAAAAGAAAAAAAAAAUGAGAAUAUUCUUGAUCAUCUCUGCACUUUUGUUGUCUUCGUUACCUUUAUGUUAUUUCAAUCUUAUUUCACUUUGCCUGUCUUAGAUCGCAUCAUAUCACUUUGUCAUCUCCAUCUUCGCACCUUAUCUCAACAGCAAUACUCGGGCACUUAUGGAGGUGUGCCGGCUGGACUACUCUCUGGUCCUACUGGCACACCCAUAUGACCUACCUACCUUACAAUCUGCACCUAACUGCUACUGCCUGUAAAUCCCUCUUACUAUAGGCGCGGAGAAGAGUUGCAUGGGUGGCUGUUGUAGCUACACAAAAUACCUGUGACUCUUCCGCUGUUCGC